CUGCUGAUAGGAAAUGAUAAACACUGAACAAGCCACUUUUAGACCAUAUAGCCUUAUAAAAGUAACAAACAUUGAUUGGGAAGAUCACUUUAACCUCCCUGCAGAGGAAGAAGACUGAACUAUGGCACACUUGACAGCUCUCAGCCUACUUGCAGUGUUUUUGGCUCUUUGCGAUGGCGCUCCCAUGACAGCAUCACCAGAAGACUAUCAAAUAGCAGAGGCGUAUCUGUCACAGUUCUACAGGGACCCGAAUGCAACUAAAUUCCGCAGCAGAAUCCCCCUGGAUCUAAAAAAUGAACUGAAGGCCAUGCAGGAGUUUUUUGGACUGGAGGUCACAGGUAAGCUGGACUCCAACACUCUCGAGACAAUGAAGCUGCCACGCUGUGGAGUCACUGAUGUGGCCAAAUACGGACACUUCCAGGGAAAGCCCAGGUGGAAGCAGAGCGUUGUUACAUACAGAAUAACUGAAUAUACAUCACAGCUGAGCAUGGGAGAGGUGGACGCCACCAUUGCUAAAGCUUUCAAGCUCUACAGUGAUGUUAUUCCACUUGACUUCAAACAGAUCCACAGCGGAACAGCCGAUAUCAUGAUUCUCUUCAAAGCAAGAUAUCAUGGAGAUUUUUACCCAUUUGAUGGACCUAAUGGGGUGCUGGCCCAUGCCAAUGCACCCGGUCCAGAGCAGGGAGGAGACACACACUUUGAUGAUGACGAGUGGUGGACUCUAAGCUCCCAAGGUAUAAACCUGCUUUUGGUGGCUGCUCAUGAAUUCGGACAUGCACUGGGACUAGACCACUCCAGAGACCCUUCGGCUCUCAUGUAUCCAACUUACGGAUACGUCAGCACAAAUGGCUACACACUUCCUCGUGAUGACCUUGGGGUCCAGGCCCUGUAUGGAGUUAGAACAAAUAAACCUGAUCCAAAUCCUGGACCAAGCCCACCAGAACCAUGUAAUCGUGACUUAGUAUUUGAUGCAGCAACCAGCAUCCGUGGAGAACUGUACUUCUUUAAAAAUGGGUAUUACUGGAAGAAGGGCUACUACAGUGGACUUUCAUUGCAUGAAAUAAAAUCUACCUGGCCGUCCAUUGACUCUGUUGAUGCUGCUUAUGAGUUCAGUGACAGAGACGUUAGUUUCCUCUUCAAAGGUCAGCAAUACUGGGCAGUAAGACGGAGCACUACCUUGCCUGGAUAUCCCAAACCCAUAACCAAUUUUGGGUUUCCCAGUUACGUGAGAAAGAUUGAUGCAGCUGUACAUGUGAAAUCAGUUGGGCGCACUUUGUUUUUUGUUGGAACCGAAUACUGGAGCUUUAAUGAAAAAACAGCUCAGAUGGUCAGAGGCUUUCCUAAAAACAUUCAACGUUAUUUCCCUGGCAUUGGGUCACGCGUGGACGCUGCUUUUGAAAAUUAUGGUUAUCUGUAUUUCUCAAAAGGUUCAAGACAAAUAGAAUAUAACUUCAAUUUAGGGCGAGUGAAUCGAGUUCUGUUGAACUAUGCGUGGCUGGACUGCUACAAACAUUUAAAUGAAAAUGAGAAGAAAUGAAGGUUUCAGUAUUAAUAAUGUACCUUUUUUAAAAGUUUUUUAAAAAUUAUUUUUAUA
This is a messenger RNA of Labeo rohita (rohu), 1594 nucleotides long. It is a transcript of the gene mmp30, whose product is annotated as matrix metallopeptidase 30. The record is from RefSeq and is a predicted model, not a curated record. Gene Ontology annotation, molecular function: metalloendopeptidase activity; zinc ion binding. Gene Ontology annotation, biological process: collagen catabolic process; extracellular matrix organization; proteolysis. Gene Ontology annotation, cellular component: extracellular matrix. NCBI's taxonomy places the organism in Eukaryota, Metazoa, Chordata, Actinopteri, Cypriniformes, Cyprinidae.